AUGUUCCUAGUGAACAUUCACAUGAGUGACCCUAAGAAAGACUGCGUCAACGAUGCAAAAAGGAGAACGCUUGAGUACGACAGCCUUUGCCGUAUUAAGCCAUUGAUGGGUGCCAUGUGGAUUGCAAGUCGAGCGUACUACCAUCCUUACAGAACUCUGUCUAUCGAUGAGCGAAUGAUGGCAUCUAAGGCUAUAUCUCAAAAGCCUCAAUACAUAAAGGCUAAGCCGGUCAAGUGGGGCUUCAAACUCGUUGUUUUGGCUGACUCCAGCGAUGGCUACACCAUUGACAUCAGUGUGUACACUGGAAAGUCAAACUUCUCCUCUGGCAACAGACAUGCCUACGACGCUGUCAUGCGUCUCAUUCAGCCAUCCUACUUGGGCACUGGUUACCAUCUCUAA
Molecule: messenger RNA, 399 nt
Organism: Coregonus sp. 'balchen'
Lineage: Eukaryota; Metazoa; Chordata; Actinopteri; Salmoniformes; Salmonidae
Source: the annotation of a GenBank genome assembly